Messenger RNA from Sitophilus oryzae (rice weevil), 1713 nucleotides. RefSeq names its product myrosinase 1-like. The record is from RefSeq and is a predicted model, not a curated record. Gene Ontology annotation, biological process: carbohydrate metabolic process. NCBI's taxonomy places the organism in Eukaryota, Metazoa, Arthropoda, Insecta, Coleoptera, Curculionidae. Gene Ontology annotation, molecular function: beta-glucosidase activity. The transcript is spliced from 12 exons. The coding region runs from base 77 to 1621 and encodes 514 amino acids.
AUUUUAUCUAAUCAUUGAAAAAACUUAGAUGUAAACAAAAGUUAUCAUACACAUAUAAGUAAGUGAUUGAAGAUGUAUGCUGCUACUUCGCAAGAUGAAGUUACUUGUAGCGUGUUUAUAUUUUAUAGUAGCACUGCAACUAGGUUUUGCAGACGAUGAAGAAGUAAGCAACAUUGCUUUCCCUGAUGGUUUUAUUUGGGGAUAUGCUUCAGCUGCUUACCAAGUAGAAGGUGGUUGGGAUGCAGAUGGAAAAUCUGAAAGUAUAUGGGAUUACGAUGCACACAACAAUCCUAGUUGGUUUCCCGAAGGACAAAAUGGAGAUGUAGCUUGUGAUGCAUACCAUAAAACAGACGAGGAUGUUGGUCUUCUAGUACACCAAGGUGUAAAAGCCUACAGAUUUUCAAUCUCCUGGCCCAGAGUUUUACCAACUGGACUUAUAGACAAUAUAAACGAACAAGGAAUUGCUUACUACAAAGACCUUAUUACCAAACUCAAAGCCAACAAUAUUGAACCUAUCGUUACCAUGCAUCAUUGGGACCAUCCUAGGGCACUGGAAGAACAGGGAGGAUUUUUAAACGAUAGUCUAAUUAUUCCUGCAUUUGUGGAUUACGCCACUCUCCUAUGGGAAAGGUUUGGUGAUGAUGUCAAAUGGUGGGCCACCUUCAAUGAACCCAAACAAACUUGUGAUGGAGGUUACGACACUGGUGGUUUUUCUCCUCGAAAGACUUAUUCAGGCAGAGGAGGUUAUAUUUGCGCUCACAACGUGUUGCGAGCUCACGCCAAGGCUUAUAGAGUGUACGAUGAGAAGUUUAGAGCUACUCAAAAUGGAAAGGUGUCAAUGGUUCUUGAUACGUCAUGGCACGGAGCUGGUUCCAAUUCUACAGAAGACCAGAUAGCUGCAGAGCGUCAGCUUUUGUUCCAUUAUGGAUGGUUUGCCGAUCCAAUUGUUUUUGGCGAUUACCCAGACCUAAUGAGACAACGCGUUGAUGAAAGAAGCAAAUUACAAAAUCUGACAGAAUCACGUCUUCCAACUUUUACUGAUGAGGAGAAAGCUGAAUUAAAAGGUAGUUAUGAUUUUCUAACAAUCAAUAUGUACACCACUGAUUUGGCCAAAUGGCGUGAUGACGAUCCUAUUGGAGAACCCAGCAUAUAUGAUGACGUUGGUGUCACAAUUUACCAACCAGAUGACUGGGAAAGAAGUAUUUCAGACUAUUUUAGGGUUGUUCCAUGGGGUGCUCGUGCUUUGGUCGUAUGGAUCAAGAACAGGUACGGAGAUGAUAAAGGAAUCUUAGUUACCGAAAACGGUUACCAUGAUGACGGCAACAAUUUAACCGACUUGGACACCAGAGGUCGUUUCCACAAGUUAUAUCUGAGCAACUUGAAUGACGCUAUAUAUAUAGACGGAGUAAAUUUGACUGGUUACAUGGCAUGGAGUCUGAUGAAUGACGUGGAAUGGUACGCCGGUUGGUUGGUCAAUCUUGGUCAUUACCAUGUUGAUUUUGACAGUGAUAACAGAACAAGAACUCCAAAAGCAUCGGCAGAGUAUUAUAGAAAAGUCGUAACAACAAACUGUCUUGUAGACAGUUGUACAGCAUCACCAAUAAAAUUAAACUUAAAUUAAAUUUGUAUAGGAAGAUCAGUAAAAGUUAAAAAAGUAUAUUAUGGAUGUAAAAAACUAUUAAAAAUAUGGCUGCCUGCAGCAUUUUUAUCAUA